Acanthopagrus latus (yellowfin seabream) is the source of this 1682-nucleotide messenger RNA. RefSeq names its product regulatory factor X-associated protein. Bases 314 to 958 code for a protein of 214 amino acids. NCBI's taxonomy places the organism in Eukaryota, Metazoa, Chordata, Actinopteri, Spariformes, Sparidae. The transcript is spliced from 3 exons. Gene Ontology annotation, cellular component: nucleus. Gene Ontology annotation, biological process: regulation of transcription by RNA polymerase II. The record is from RefSeq and is a predicted model, not a curated record.
GACACUUUUAAGGUGGACCGGGAAGUUCCAAACAAGAAGCUGUGAAUCGGAUGUCAACUUCAGCAGUGGUGCGAAAGGCGAGCAGCGUCAGGCUACAGCAGACCCAUGCAAGUAUCAUUGUAGCCGGCGGAAAAAUCCUUAGAUUUAUAUCCCACUUCUUGGCAUUCACUAAAAGACAGUAACUGGGCGAAUGUCAGCUAGUAGCCGUGUUGGCUAACUGAGCUCGCUGACGUGAGCUGACAGCGAAAGGGGAUGCUUGCUAGCUAGCUAGCUGACGUUAGCCUCACUAGCUUAUCGCUGCUACACCCCAACCAUGAGCGAAGAUGACAACUCGGUAUCGGCGAGCAAAGACAAAGACUCGACCCUGCUGCUCACUAAAGACGGACAAAGGUACUACGUGAGUAAGAGCGGGGUGGUUGACAGUAGGAAUGUGACGACGCCGCACGAACCGGACCACAACGCCUCCUCGUACGACGCGGACGACCCGGACGAGGAGAGCGACGUCCUGGACACCUCGGAUCCCAGAGACGGCGCCGCCAGCCCGGAGGAGCUCAACGACGAGGAGGCGUCGGAGGGCGACAACGCUCCCAAGCAGUGCACCUAUGAGGGGUGCACGGAGACCUCGACGCAGGUGGCCAAGCAGAGGAAGCCCUGGAUGUGCAAGAAGCACCGCAACAAGAUGUACAAGGACAAGUACAAGAAGAAGAAGAGCGACCAGGCCAUGUCCAGUGGCAAACUCGAUGAAAAUUCAGAGGAGAGGCCAGUGUCUGUGAACAAACAGCGUCUGGGUGCCAUGGGGGACCGGCCGGCCAGACCCUCGCUGAUAGAGCAGGUCCUGAACCAGAAAAGACUGUCCCUGCUGAGGAGUCCAGAGGUGAUCAGCUUCCUGCAGCAGCAGCAGCAGCUCCUGGCUGCACAGGGCCGCAGCCAAUCACAGCAGCAGUUCCAGGGCUGCUGACGCCCGCUGGUAGAUGUGUUUGUGAUGAAUAAGAGAAUCCUGAAGAAAACACUGGUGCUUACUGCGUAAAUGGAUAGCAACUGCGCACUGUAAACAUGAAUUUCCCCAGCCAGCCAGACAGAGGGACGGACAGACAGACAAACAGACAUGCUGCGGAAAGAAUAACCCGGUAAUCAAGGGAUGUUUUCGAAAGUGCGGUGAGGCUGGUGGACUAAAGAAGGUUGAACUGAUCUAAAUCCCUCAAGUGUGUGAAUUCCUGAAGGAGCAGACUGACUGUGAGAUCAAACCAUGCCUGGUGCUGUUUAGGAAAUCUAAUAUCCUGAAUGGAAGCCAACAUUGUUUUCAUGUUUAGCAUUGUGCCCGACUGAUAUGGAUCUUUUGGAGCCGAUACAGACCCCAUCCAAUAACUGAUAAUCUUCUUUUUAUUUAAUGUUUUCUCUUCCUUAACAUGUAUUGAUUCCACAUGACAGUUGUGUAAUGCAUGUCUGCAGCCUCUUCUCAGUCAAGUGGGGCCUCCAGAAUUUCUUUUUAACACUUUUUCUAUCCCUGUAUGAAAAUAAAUCCGAAUGUCAGUUUGGUGGAAUGAAUAUUGGUCAUGUUAGCUGGUCGGUUUCGGAAGAAGAAAUCAUGUACUGUUUUGUUGUUGCUGUGUUUUAAAGUUGGGAAGUGUGCGAAUGCCCUGCUGUGAAUAUGAGAGUAAAAUGAUAACAUUAACACUGAGAAA